AUGCUGGAUACGCUGGAUACGCUGGAUACGCUGGAUACGCUGGAUACGCUGGAUACGCUGGAUACGCUGGAUAUACUGGGCACUGGAUACUGGAUACUGGGUUGCUGGGUGCUUGGAUACAACGAUACUGCCGCAAUAAUCUUCCAAGCAUUGUUUAUGCUUACUGUUGAUAAGAGAUAUCAUCCAAGCUUGUUCAAAGCCACUUUCCUACAGGCUUGGGCGCUGGGAUCUGGAAAUGGCAUGUUGCCAUCAACAGCACCUCCUCGCUCCCUUGUGCUGUCCGAGACACCUCGCUUUUCCGUAAGAGGCAUGGCAUACGAUCUAUCGAUCUCCACGCCGGGAUCGAUUAUUCGACCAUGGUAUCUGCACGACCUCUUCCAAAGCGAUGAUUCGAUGUUCAACUCUGUCAAGGCGCCUUCGCUUCACGAGAUCCCUGUCUCCCAACCUCUCUACCUUCCAAGCAGCCAACACCGGAGCAGGCUGCACAGCUAA
This is a messenger RNA of Paracoccidioides brasiliensis Pb18, 492 nucleotides long. RefSeq lists its product as uncharacterized. The transcript is spliced from 2 exons. The record is from RefSeq and is a predicted model, not a curated record. Bases 1 to 492 code for a protein of 163 amino acids.